Microplitis mediator is the source of this 789-nucleotide messenger RNA. RefSeq lists its product as uncharacterized. Gene Ontology annotation, biological process: DNA integration. Gene Ontology annotation, molecular function: nucleic acid binding. NCBI's taxonomy places the organism in Eukaryota, Metazoa, Arthropoda, Insecta, Hymenoptera, Braconidae. The transcript has a single exon. The record is from RefSeq and is a predicted model, not a curated record. Bases 1 to 789 code for a protein of 262 amino acids.
AUGGAUCAACUGCCUACAUCUCGCGUCUCACAAUCACUUGUUUUUGAAAGCACUGGCGUAGACUACGCUGGGCCUGUUCAACUGAAAUUCUUUCAAGGACGAAGUACACGCUGCUACACAGGCUGGAUUGCAGUCUUUGUUUGCUUCUCAACUUCUGCAAUUCACUUGGAAGCUGUAAGUGAUUACACUGCAGAAGGCUUUCUCAAGGCGUUCAGAAAAUUCACAAGUCAUCGUGGCAUCUGCAAAACUCUUUUCAGUGACUAUGGCACUAACUUCAAAGGUGCAGAUGUCAUUCUCAAACAACUUCUCACAGGUGCACUAAACGAAUCAUCUUACCUUCAGCAAAUUCUCACCUCAGACGGAACUCAGUGGAUUUUUAACCCACUUGGUGCUCUACAUAUGGGUGGAAAGUGGGAAGCGGCUGUUAAAUCAGUCAAACAUCAUCUCCAAUGCACCAUUGCUGAUCUACUUCUCGUCUAUAAAGACUUCUCAACGUUCCUCACUCAAGUUAAGGCACUAUUAAAUUCAAGGCAACUCAGUGCACUUACUGAUGACCCAGAUGACAUCUCAGCUCUCACUCCUGGACAUUUUAUCCGGGGUGCGCCACUCAACACUGUUCUUGAACCAAGUCUCACCAGUGUACCAACAUCUCGUCUCUCACUCUAUAAAAGAAUUCAAGAAAGACUUCAGUAUUUCUGGGAACGCUGGUCUGCUGAAUGUCUGCAAUCUCACCAAUCCAUCUCAAAAUGGCAUACAUCUCACCAUGGUAUCAAGAUGUUUUUUCUCUAA